Molecule: messenger RNA, 2059 nt
Organism: Gastrolobium bilobum
Lineage: Eukaryota; Viridiplantae; Streptophyta; Magnoliopsida; Fabales; Fabaceae
Product: trihelix transcription factor GTL2-like
Exons: 2
Coding region: 25-1872 (615 amino acids)
Source: RefSeq, a predicted model, not a curated record
AAAACUCUUACACAAAACACAAACAUGUUCGAUGGAGUACCAGACCAGUUCCAUCAAUUCAUAACUCCAAGGACCUCACUACCUCUUCACUUACCCUUCCCUCUACAUGCUUCUGCAACCCCAAGUAACUUUCCUACUUUUGAUCCUUAUAACCCUUCUCAUCAUCAAUUGCCACUCCAACACAAUCUCUUGCACCCAUUACAACACCACUCUUCUACCCACAAACAUGAAGAAGAGAAGGAAGAAAACAGUACAGUGUCAAUGAGCUUAGAAAUUCAAAGAGAUCAAGCACAGUUACCCGAGCUGAUUGAUCCUUGGAGUAACGACGAAGUGCUUGCACUGUUAAGGAUCAGAUCUAGCAUGGAGAGUUGGUUCCCAGAGCUCACUUGGGAACAUGUCUCAAGGAAGUUAGCAGAGCUUGGUUAUAAGAGGAGUGCAGAGAAGUGCAAGGAGAAGUUUGAAGAAGAAAGUAGAUACUUCAACAACAUUAAUUACAACAAGAGUUAUCGGUUUCUCAGUGAGCUUGAAGAGCUUUAUCAAGGUGAUCAAAACCCUGAUCAAGUUGGGAGUGAAAAGCCAAGCGAGGGACAAGACAAGAAUAUGGGUCAUCAUCAUCAUCAUCAUCAUGCAUUAAUGGAAGAGGAUUCAUCGAGAAACAUUAAUAUUGACGGAUCAGUGACCAAACAAAACGAGCAAAGUGGUUUGGAAAAAACAAAGGACCGGAGUAAGAGGAAGAGGCCUGAUAGGUUUGAGAUUUUCAAGGGUUUUUGUGAGAGUAUUGUCCACACCAUGAUGGCUCAACAAGAAGAGAUGCACAACAAGCUCCUUCAGGAUAUGCUGAAAAGGGAUGAAGAGAAGUUUACAAGAGAGGAAGCUUGGAAGAAGCAAGAGAUGGAUAAAAUGAACAAGGAGCUUGAGAUGAUGGCAAGGGAACAAGCUAUUGCUGGUGAUAGACAAACCAACAUAAUUGAAUUCUUGAAGAAAUUUUCUGAAAGUUCGUCUGCAAGUCAUAGCUUUGGAGGAGGAAAUGGAAAAGACAAAAACAAGGUAACAAAAGAUUCAAACACAAAUACCCGCAUUAUUACUUCUUCCCCAUUGCAUUCUCAAAACCCUAAUAAUCCUUCUUCUGCUGGCGAGAAAAGUCUUCAGUCAACACCUUCUUCUACUAUGAUUCUAAAUCAAGCUUUAACCACUACAUGUUAUGCACUCUCAGCUGAAAACCCUAGCUCAAGUCUUGCCCAAGAUAAAUCACAAGUUCCUUCUUCUUCAACUUCAGCCCCAGUUCCCCAGAACCCUAGUUCUUCACUAAAUUUUCCGAAUAAUAAUCCAUUAGAGACAAGUUCAAUUGCUAAUAAGGCCUCCUCAAACCUUACAUCCACAACUGAGAAAGACGAUGUUGGAAGAAGAUGGCCAAAAGACGAAGUGUUAGCACUGAUAAACCUCAGGUGCAGUAGUCUUAAUAACAACAAUGAAGAGAAGGAAGGAAACAAGGCUCCUCUAUGGGAGAGAAUCUCACAAAGGAUGUUGGAGUUGGGAUACAAAAGAAGUGCAAAGAGAUGCAAAGAGAAGUGGGAGAACAUAAACAAGUACUUCAGAAAAACCAAGGAUGUGAAUAGGAAGAGAUCCCUCGAUUCUAGAACUUGUCCUUACUUCAAUCAACUGAGCAAUCUUUAUAAUCAAGGAAAACUUGUUCUACAAUCUGAAAGCCACUUGAAUAAUCCACCAGCGAAUCCUGGCCAAGUAGUGUCACCAGAUCAAACCCAAGCUCAUGAGUUUUCUCAAGUGGGGUCUGGUGGUCUCAGUAUGCAGGUUGAUCAUGGAGGUGAGAAAACUUUGAUGCAAGUACCUUCUUUGGAUUUUGAUCAGUUUUAAUUCAUUAUAUUGAUUUGUCCAUUUUCUAUGACAUAAUAAGUACCACUUCUUUUGUAACUUGUGUAUUUUUCUUUUUUCUUUUUGGUUGAUGGUGCCUUUCUUUUAUAGCAUAUAAUUGAAUGUAUAUUUUGAUAAACUUAGAAUUUGGUGAGCACCGACAGCUUGAGGAAUGAGAGCAAUAUUUCUG